Mycena indigotica is the source of this 2799-nucleotide messenger RNA. Its product is annotated as BRO1 domain-containing protein. NCBI's taxonomy places the organism in Eukaryota, Fungi, Basidiomycota, Agaricomycetes, Agaricales, Mycenaceae. Gene Ontology annotation, cellular component: endosome. The coding region runs from base 1 to 2799 and encodes 932 amino acids. The record is from RefSeq and is a predicted model, not a curated record. Gene Ontology annotation, biological process: protein transport to vacuole involved in ubiquitin-dependent protein catabolic process via the multivesicular body sorting pathway. Gene Ontology annotation, molecular function: protein binding. The transcript has 4 exons.
AUGCAGUCACCACUCAUAUCGAUCCCUCGAAAGACGACAGAGGAGGUUGACUGGACUACAAGUAUCAAGAAUCUUAUCUCGCAUUCCUAUGGAGAGAGCCCAGAAAACUACUCUGCGGAAUGUGCAGCCCUUCAACGCUGUCGUCAAGACGCAGUUCGAGGUGCGGGCAGCGAUAUGACUGCUCGCGACCUUCUCUACAAGUAUUUCGGCCAAUUAGAGCUUCUGGAACUCCGUUUCUCCGAGAUUCGUGUCACAUUUCCAUGGCACGAUGCAUUCACCCAUAAAUUAACUACCCAAACCUCUAUCGCGUAUGAGAAGGCAUCCAUACUCUUCCAAAUCGCAUCGACGCACUCCGCCAUCGCUUCCUCGCAGAACCGCUCGUCGCCCGAAGGGCUAAAACGUGCAUUCUACUACUUCAGAACAUGUGCGGGAAUGCUCACCUACAUCAACGAAAACUUUCUUCACGCACCGUCUAAAGACCUUAGCAAAGAGGUCAUCAAAUUCCUCGUGAAUCUCAUCUUGGCCCAAGCUACGGAGGUUUUCUGGGAAAAGUGCGUCGAGGAGAAGAAAGGUAGUGGCCUGAUUUCCAAAAUCGCUUCUCAGGCUGCCACAAUGUAUACAAGUCUCGCUGAAGAGGUAAAGGAAUUCCAAGGCCAAAAUAUAUUGGAUAGGAACUGGGUCACUCUGAUUCAGAUCAAGUCAAAAUACCUCACCUCGCAGGCUCAAUACCAUCGUUCUCUUGCAGAUACGGAUACUGGAACAUAUGGCGAUGCCUUGUCGCGCCUCACCCUAGCCGAAUCUCUUGCUAAAGAGGCUUUACGACUGUGCGCAUCAUUCAAUCCGACAUUCACACCAGCAACGGCCUCUGCACCCUCUUUGUCCACUUUUCCUGCCGACGCCAGCUCAUCAAUGCUUGCUCUGGCUAAGUCUCACCUCGCACUCGUGAGCGAUCGUCGGGCAACCGCUAAUCGCGAGAAUGACCUGAUAUAUAAUGCCAUCCUUCCUUCUGUCGAUGCCCUUCCUUCCAUCGAAACCAAGACUGCCCUUACCUUGGCGACUCCGAUACCAAUUCAAGAAGUCUACGGCACACCCGAAGUGCAGAAAACCAUCGGUGCCGACAUUUUUAGUCGUCUUGUACCUCUCAGCGUUCACGAGAGUGCAUCUGUCUACUCUGAAGAGAAGGCAAAAUUGGUUCGCGGAGAAGUAGAGCGGGCUGAAAUUGCGGCUAGCGAGUCGAAAAGCUUUUUGGACGGACAACAGAUCGUUCAGGGUCUGGAUCGUUUUCGUCAAAUGCUUCGCGGUACCCAAUCAAAUAUUCCCCCCGAAGUCAAGCGAUGGUCUUCCGAGAUCUCCUCGCCGGAAAGUAGAGAAAGUAUCUCCGAUCUCUUGUCACAACUCAUCCGACUCAAGAAUGCCUUGCAGUCAGAGCUGGACCCUGCAACAGGGAUUGCUAGAGAGCUGGAUUCCGAGAGUAGAGAAUGCGAAGCCAUGAGAGUUCGGUAUGAUCACAGAUGGACACAACAACCGAGUGCGGCUUUGAACAAAUCCCUACGACAAGAUUUGAAGGCUCAUAUCAUCGCGAUGGAGGAGGCCGCCAGAAGCGACGCUCAAGUUCAAACCCUUUGGGAUAGCGUUUCAGCGGACAUUAAAGCACUGGCGACUGGUCAACUAGAGUCGUACUUUGUUCAGAUCUCGACGUCUGAGAAGCGAAUGAGUCUGUUGGAUCUCGGGGAUGAAGCGGAAGUUGCCGAGAAGGAGGAGAAAAAUCGCAUUGCCCACUUCGUCCGCGAACUAGAAGAACGGUUAGCGGUGUUGCAGAAGAUUGAGAAGGAGCGCAAUGAGGUCUUGAAGGACCUGAAAGAGAAGAUACAAACCGACGAUGUCUCGCACUUGCUUUUAUUAAAUCGUCGUAACACUGGCGUCGAACAAACACUCUUCGCUGCGGAACUAGAAAAGUUUCGGCCCUAUCAGCAACGAAUUGCGGCUACCAUUCACCACCAAGAAGUUGCACUACAAGAAAUUGUCGCUUGUUGGAAGGAUCUGUGUGAGUUUGCAGAUUCAAAGAACUCUUCACGUCAAUGGGACGAUAACGAGAAACGACGCGAGGUGGGUGUUCGUCAAUUGAAGAGUGCUUGGGAAGGUUAUCAGGAAGUUCGAGAUGGUGUUGCCAAGGGGCUGCAAUUCUACUCAGAGUUAACAGAUCUGACCGUCAAGUUAAGGCGCAAUGUGAAAGCGUUCAUUAGCGGGAGGGCUGCUGAGCGAGAAGCCUUGGCAUCCAAGCUCCGCGGCAAGAGGCUCACCCAGCCGGGCCCGCCCCCUCUUGCGCCAAAGCCAUCAUCGACGGGACUCGAGUCAACAUUUUCUACCAUGAGCAUUGCACAGUCAACAUCACAAUGGUCGCCUCCAGCCUCUAAUUUCCCUUCCCCACCCCCACCCCCACCUCCAAGCCAAUUUCCACCUCCGACUCAUUCAAAUCCUCACUACUUGCAACCAGUACCUAUUCAAUCAUUUCCCCCACCUCCGCCUCCCCCACCCCCAAGUCAUUUUCCCUUUCAGUCCCACAUUGCACCACAAGACCCCUAUGCAAACCUAGGAAUGUUUGCUUCAUCAUCAACACAUGCAAGUGUAUCAUCACCUCAGAGUUCUGUGAAGCCAGAGAUAUAUGGUGGUUAUCACCCACCUGCAAUACAACAAUCUGGUUUCCCACCACCCUCAUUGCCUGUUACCUACCAAUACACUCCAUCUUCUCCUCCUCCUCCUAACCAGUCACAUUAUACUGGAUUGUAUCAUGAAUCUUAA